This is a messenger RNA of Suillus subaureus, 1355 nucleotides long. Its product is annotated as peptidase C14, caspase domain-containing protein. Bases 119 to 1177 code for a protein of 352 amino acids. Lineage: Eukaryota; Fungi; Basidiomycota; Agaricomycetes; Boletales; Suillaceae. Gene Ontology annotation, molecular function: cysteine-type endopeptidase activity. Gene Ontology annotation, biological process: proteolysis. The record is from RefSeq and is a predicted model, not a curated record. The transcript has 16 exons.
AGUUGUUUCUUCCUGAACGCUGAGACUCUCUCCUUAGUUCAACGUCUAUUAGCUCUCUGACCGGCGAACCAUAGCCAUAUUUAAGCACUCCGAGAGCGUGAACUGUGUCACCUUCUCUAUGGAUGCCAGGCACAUUCCCGGUGGUGGUGAUGAUAAGAAGAUAUCAGAGUGGAAGGUAGAAGUACGCAGGGCACUUAUUGUUGCCGUGGAGAAAGCAGCUGGUUUCCCCAGUCUCCCCCAAGCACACGUGGAUGCUCUCAGAAUGAGAGACUUCCUUGUCAACUCUCGUGGCUACCCACCUGAAAACAUCACAAUUAUGAUGCAUCACAAGAAUAUUCUUCCAGAACUUUAUCCCAGUAGAGCGAAUAUACUGCGUGAGAUUGGCUCCAUGGUCCGACGUACAUCACCACAUGACUACUUAUUCUUCCACUACUUUGGAUAUGGAGACCAGGUUACUUGCAAGCACAACACCGAAAGCGAUGGUGAAGAUGAAGCUAUACUCACCUACACUGGCAAGCGCAUCAUAGAUAAUGUGUUGAAGGAACGCCUCGUUGAUCCAUUACCUCAAGGCGCCAAGCUUUUCGCAUUAUGGGAUUGUUGCCACUCUCACACCAUGUUGGAUUUGGAGCAUUAUAAGUGUAACGAGUUAUGGUCGGCGCCCUUCAAAGUCCUGUCAGGUUUGGGAAGAAAAACGAAAAGCUUCGGCGAAAGCCCUAGCGCCAGAUUUUUGAAGGACAGCUCCGAGGAUCAGUCUUCAAUAAACGAUGACUCUCAGGCAAGAUUUGGGUCGUUGACAACUGACAACAUUGGCCUUGGGCCCAGAGCAUCCUCCCCUGAUACUUACCUGCCUAAAUGCACUCUUGACUGUCCUCUGACACUCCCAGGGGAGUGGGUCAAGGCCCACGUCGUUUCGUUGUCCGCGUGCAGGGAUGAUGAGCUGGCAUGUGACGACAACGUCACAGGUGAAACUGUAACGAAGUUUUUCAUUGACUACCUCGAACGCAAUCCUAAGGCUUCGUAUUAUGAUCUACUCUCUUACAUACGGCACAAGGUUGACGGGAUAACUCGGAAGCUGAAUAGUGUCGAAAAAGAGAAUGAAGACAGCAACCUGAUUUCUCAACGGCCUUCGUAUUCGAGUCACUACCGCCUGGAUAUGUUGCAGAUGGUUGAUUUAUGAAGCAUACGCUGACGGGAAACCUCAUGUAGCUGAAGCUCAACAUUUACUUUAUCAACUGCUGAUAACUGGAGAUGACCUACUUUUGGGGAGACUAGCUUUUACUACUGGUAAAUUUAGACCCGUUCCUGUGUCUUGAGGACAAAUUGAAAGACGUGUAAAGCGAGCACUAAUAUUCCCU